CCCUUGAAUUGAAGUCGAUUCUUUCGACGAUUAUUUUUGGGACCGUUAGGGCACGGUCGCGUUUGGCGUUUCGCUGCCUCUUGCCUCACUUGCCUCUCGCAGCCGCAGCCCUCUUCGUCCUUAUCGCUGCCUCUUCCCUCACUCGCCUCUCGCAGCAGCAGCCCUCUUCGCCUUCACGCAACGCUCUUCGUCCUCACGCGCCGUGAAGCCGCAGCCUUCUUCCUGCUGCCGCGAACCUUCCCCACUCGAAGGAUUCCCUCAUAAGCUCCUUAAUAAGGAUCGCUUGGAUGUGGGGAGCGCCGUUUCGAUUGUGGAUAUGGUUUAAGAGAACUCUUGUGUUCUGUCCUUACUUGGAGUUUGUCUUUUUUGCGUGGGAAGUAAACAGAGAUAAUCCCCUUCAACAUUAGAAGAAGGUGCAGGUAUCGCCAUAGCCAUGGCAGAAGAAGACAGCACCCUUGAUGCGAACCUUGGAUGAAGGUGGGGGAAACCAGCUCUUGCAGAAGACCUCCAACCCUCUGGAGUUCACUUCAUACCACUGCAUCAAGAAAGCAAACAGGGGAUCCUCUUCCUCUUUAGGGGGACGAUGCUUUUUGUUUUCAAUAUGAACUAGUACCAUACAUACUGACAACAUGUUUUCAUGAUAAAAUAUUUCGGUGAAAAGGCAACGAAACAAAGAAAGAACCGGCUGCACAGUCUUACCUCCUCCAUUUGAAUGCCAGAUGGUGCGCUCUGCAGAUCAAACACAACCAAAAUGAGUUACAAUUUAUUUGAAAAAGACUUUUGUGGGUUUGAAGUCUUGGGGACAGAGUAAGUUAAACGAGGAAGCUGGAGAACUCAGCAGCGUAAAUCGUGCUGAUACUUCAGAUCCUGUUCUCGAUUCUUUAUCUACCGAAACAUUUCAAUCCGAGUAUAUGAUAGCGGACAACGUUAUCAAGAUGUUGUAAUUCCUGAGGCAUAUGAGCGCCUAAUUUUGGAUACAAUAAGAGGUGACCAGCAACAUUUUGUCUGUAGGGAUGAGCUAAAGGCGGCUUGGGAGAUAUUCACCCCUUUGCUACAUAGAAUUGAUGAUGGAGAAAUCAAGCCAAUUCCCUAUAAAGUGGGGAGUCGCGGCCCAGAUGAAGCAGAUAGCCUCCUUUUGCAUUCUACUCUUAUCAAUAUGCUGUUAACUUUUGCAUUCUCAACGUACAUCAGCAGUUUGUUGGAUACGGAACUGUAUAAAAAAAACUAUGACUGCAGAGGAAGAGUCGAUUGAACAGGCUGCUAUUGCUCGUAGAGAGAGGUUAAAAGCUCUGAAGGAAGCUAAUGAACUACUCAGCAAGCCUGAUGAUAAUCCUCCCCAGGAGGAAGACAAUGCUGAAGGUGCUGAAUCUGAAGAGGAGGAAAUAAGGGUGAAGUUUAGGAACUAUCUACCACAUGAUAAGCAACUUCAAGAGAGUAAGUUAGCUCCUCCUGUCUUACCCAAGUUUGAAGACCCAGCUUCUUCUGCACCUGCUGCACCACUAGAUAUAGCUGCGGAUCCUUUCAUAAACAUAGCACCAAAGAAACCGAAUUGGGAUCUCCGCAGAGACAUCCAAAAGAAGCUGGAUAAGCUUGAAAAGCGAACUCAGAAGGCUCUAUAUGAGAUCAUGAGAGAACAAGAGCAGCAGGAACUGGCUUCUGCUGGAGAGAAUGGUGAAGAAUCUGAGCGAACUGAGGAGUGAGAGUGCAGGCUUUAUUUAUGUUGGUUUUCCUUUGGACAUUUUCCAAGCUUUGUAACUUGAACAAAAUGAGCUGGUUUGGUCAAUGAAUCAACGGUCUUUGGGUCGACGAAAUAGGUUCCUUAACCUCAUGAUAGACACAAAGAUUGAUAUCUUAACGGCAAAUUAGCCUUUUUUUAAUGACAAACCAGCAGUGACUUAACUCC
Messenger RNA from Nymphaea colorata (pocket water lily), 1903 nucleotides. RefSeq lists its product as uncharacterized. Gene Ontology annotation, cellular component: U2-type spliceosomal complex; post-mRNA release spliceosomal complex. Lineage: Eukaryota; Viridiplantae; Streptophyta; Magnoliopsida; Nymphaeales; Nymphaeaceae. The transcript has 10 exons. The coding region runs from base 1227 to 1700 and encodes 157 amino acids. The record is from RefSeq and is a predicted model, not a curated record.